AUUAUGAGUUUUGUUUGAAUUUAUAGUAAAUCUGCCAUACGACAUUAAUUAACAUUAGCGAUGCGAUUUCACAUGAUGGAAUAAAGAAUUCAUUUCAGAUAAACGAUGCAACCUUUAACUCUAUAUUAGAUGAAAGUAGCAUGUCACCAAUGAAGGAAUAUACAGGAGAACAAAAUCAUUUUUUAACUUGUGAUAAACCAUCCGAUUGUCACCUAUGCAGUCAACAUCGACAGCUACAGCAACAACGAGAUAAAGAAGAUCACACUCCUUCUUCGCUAUUGUGUUCAUUAGAAGCAGACAAGGAUUUAUUAGACAUUGAUGAGUCUUCAUUUGUAAGAAAUACAACUCAUAACAAAAGUAAAUUGGAAUUAUUUUGUGAUUUAUCUUCAAUUCGUGGUGUACAGAGAAUCUAUCGUUCAAAAAUUCCAUUUAUUCGCCUUUUGUGGCUUUUAUUUGUUAUUAGUAUGACAUGUGUUCUAAUGGUUAGCUCUGGUUUCCUUAUCUCUGAUUAUUUACGUUAUUCAACAGCAUGGAAUGCACGUACCUUGUUAGAUGAUAAAUCAGAGUUUCCUGCUGUCACAUUAUGUGCACAUAAUCCAUUCACUUUAGAUGUAAAUCGUCUUUGGAAAGAGAAGAUUGUUCCAAGUCCAAAGGAGAUUAAAUUGCGUGUAAGAGAUUUAUUGAAAACUAUGCAAUACUACGGUUUGGCUAACAAUACUGGUGAUUUGGCUUUUUCUGAUACAAUAGAAUUUUAUUAUGCAAAUCUUAAUUCAGAUGACACUAUUAAAGUUGGUCAUGAUAAGGACAUGCUUUAUCAUUGUAUGCUGUAUGAAGAAGGUACGACAGUUGUAGCAGAAAAGUGUGAAUUGGAACCGGAAACAUCGAUAAGAAUACGACGUUUUACGCAUCCUAAAUAUUUCAAUUGUUGGACUAUAGAGGGUAAACCAAAUGCAUCAACUGCUGAUAUUACACGACUAAUUAUACUGGCACGCUUAGUUCCUUUGAAAAAGAUUGAAGAUGCUAAUACAUCUUUCAUUACGGAUUCAUUUACACGAGGUGAAGGGAUUAAGGUAGUUAUUCAUGAAAGAGACACCUAUCCAGAAAUUGAAAAACACGGUGUAAAUAUACAACCAGGUCGUAUGAAUGAGGUUAACUAUGCAACAUUAUUUUGGAAACGUUUGCAUACACCAGUAGCUCCGUGUGCAGGUGGAAAUCUUUACAUAGAAGACUUGGGUGUACAAUACACAUAUACACAAACUCAGUGUCUCAAUCUUGUAUUGCAGAAUGAACUGUUUAAGAGAUGUGGUUGUCUUAAUUCAGAAUGGCCUCGGUCUAUCAAACUAAUGGAUAGUAAUCAUUUUUUGCCAUACUGUCAAAAGCUGCCAGCUGAUGUCAAUGACAAACGUGGAGCUGAAGAAAUGAAAGCACGUCUUGAAUGUUUGAGUACUGUUCUUGUUGAAUUAAAACAAAUUAAAGAGACAGCUAUCCAAAAAGGUGUGUGUUUACCACUUUGCGGCUAUUAUACUUACAAUACAAAAUUAAGUGUCACUUCAUGGGAUCCAGAUCCGCACAAACUUGCGCUAUAUACUAAAGUCUAUCGUCAUGUUGACAAGUUUUUGACUGACCCUAGUGAAAGAGGACAUUUUGAUGAAUUAUUGAAAGUCUUUGAUGAAUCAGUGGAUCCGACACAAAGCGGUGAACAAUCUAGCUCAACAGGAACAAUGUUUUCUGAUAUUUAUCAAAAAUUCGAUGAUGGUAAACAUACAUACAUCUCUUUAAUCAGACAGGAUUUUGAUACAACCAUGAAUGAAGAACGUUUGGUUUUUGAUAUCUAUAUAUUAAUAUCAAGGAUAGGCGGUUUAUGCUCUUUGUGCAUUGGAUUAACAAUGGCAUUCAUUGUUGAAUUAGUUGAAUUUUUCUACUUGCUUUGUUGUAAGAAUAAUACACACUUCACAGAGUCAAAUGAAAUCAAGAAGCUAAGUCACUCAACCAAAUGUAUGACUGUAAAUUGUCCGCAUAGACAGAAAGAGUUCGAGGACAAUCAACAUCACCAUCACCACCACCACCAACAACAACAAACUAGUCCUCAUCAAACUUUUUGUCAUGAACAUGAACAACAACAACAGCAACCAGAAGUAUCCUUGUAUUCGGACAACUCAAAUGAUAAAUGUUCUUAUCAUCCUGAUCAAAUACAUUCUGGUCAUCUUAAUAAUAGUACAAGAAAUAAUAACAGCUUUUCAAAUUCACCGACAAAAAGGAAAAAACAUUUUUCAACGCUAAAUACAGAAAAUGAUUCUCAGACAUCUUUUCAACCUCUGACUUCAGCUGUUAUGCAAAAUUCUACCUAAAAGCUAGAUCAUCAUAGUGUAUAAUUCUGCCAACCUAUGGGAUGGUAAGGCUUCCUUUUUCAGGCAACUUGAAUUCACUUAACCUACAGAUUUCACAUUGAUUGUAUUUAUCCACCUUUUGUUUUUUUUUUGUAUGUUACACGUCCAUUCCUUAGAGUAAAAACAUUUUUCUCUCUGAACAUACAUACAUCGGUGAAGCUACUCAGCAUUUCUUUUUGAUCCUAUAUGUUUGUGUGUAUGUGGGUGUGUGUGUGCUUUCUAAAGUGGUUUUCACAUUUUCAUAUACACACAAUUAUAUAACACAACUUGGAGACAUUUUGAAACGUUGGUUCCCCACUCUUUUUUCUUUUUAGUUAUUCACUGUUUAGUUAACAUUUCUUGACCAUAGGUGAAUUCAUUCGAAUGUAAGAAAGUGUAGAUUCCACAUUAUUUUUUAAAUGUUCUCCUUUUUCGUUUUAUUUUUAUUUUCCGACAAAAUUACACAUGAAAUUUUGUGAAAACGAUAUACACAAAUGUCUGUUAUCAUUUUAAUUGCUAUUUAUGUUUAACUAUUCGUGUAAUAUUUACUUGAAUUUCUACUUUUUAAGUCAAGUUUAUGCGGUGUAAAUUAAAUUUCAAGAAUGAAAAGUAACAGAUAUUGUCA
This is a messenger RNA of Trichobilharzia regenti, 2991 nucleotides long. Lineage: Eukaryota; Metazoa; Platyhelminthes; Trematoda; Strigeidida; Schistosomatidae. The record is from the annotation of a GenBank genome assembly.